AAAAAAAACAAAAAGAAUUAAAAAUUCAUGGAAACGUGUGGGAAUUCAAUUCCUAUGUCAGCCAUUACUUUUUUUUUUCCUUCCGUUCUUUAAUACUUCGUAUCUCUUAUCUCUCAAGUGUAAACUACAAUAAAUAGUGCAACGCAAAGCAUAAUUAUAGUGGAGAACUGGAGACACCUUAUCAACCAGCAUCAUAUAGUCUCAAAUUUUCAACACUCAAGGCCGAUCCAUAUCAAAGUUUAGCGUUGAGAGACAUGAACAGACAAAUAGAGGUGGAAUGUGUAACAAACAAGGAAAAUGAGAUGCAAAAAGCAGAGGCAAAAGUGAUAGAAAAACCAAUAAUAAGGAACAAUCGUCAAGGACAUAGAGCUGCGCUGGUCGGAAUGAGUAAUGAAACCAAGGAUAUUGGGCUGAUGUUUCUCCAAUACAAUGAUUGGUAUGGAAGUGUGGUUUCUUUUUAUCCUUCUGGCAUGAGCCCCAAAACUUCAGAUAAUUUUGGCCAUUCGCCGGACCCUGUUUAUGGCUCCAAGGGCGCAGUAGUGUACUAUGGCCAGGUCAAUCAAACAACUCAAGGUGCAUGGCUCUUGGCUUGGUCUGCGCCUAUUGUUACCGGUGGCGCGGUUCCUCCCAACAACCAGGUAUAUGUUGAAACUGGCAAUAAAAAGGACUUCGACAACAUAGAUUGGAAUGUUAUCGAAGAAAAACUGGAUAAAUCUAGCAAAGAAAGUAACUACACGGACCAAACUACUGGAUGCACGGCCUUCGCUGAAAUUAACCCAAACGAUGACUCUGCUUUGAUUCUUGCAACGUUCAAUGCAAGAUGAUCGAUCCUCAGCACAAGCCAGGUACUCAGAGAGGGCGUUACUAGCUAGCUAACAAGGACGUCCAAUUAUCUCUAUUAAUGUACGCGAUACUAGUGUACGCGAUUAAAUAAAGGUGCUUGUAUCGAUCACUAAUUUCGAAUACUACACACUAUGUUUAUCUUUUAACGCUUGGGUUGUUUCUCCCUUCAAAUUUUAAAAUUAAUGGUGUUGCUCUUGUCAAAAAAAAUAAAUUAACGGUGCUUAAUUGUGUGGCCGAGAUUACUUAUUUAUAAGGGUUAUUCUAUUCAGGUGUUACUCA
This is a messenger RNA of Chenopodium quinoa (quinoa), 1122 nucleotides long. Its product is annotated as jasmonate-induced protein homolog. The transcript is spliced from 3 exons. Bases 255 to 824 code for a protein of 189 amino acids. The record is from RefSeq and is a predicted model, not a curated record. Lineage: Eukaryota; Viridiplantae; Streptophyta; Magnoliopsida; Caryophyllales; Amaranthaceae.